Chaetomium fimeti is the source of this 1024-nucleotide messenger RNA. RefSeq lists its product as uncharacterized. The record is from RefSeq and is a predicted model, not a curated record. Bases 350 to 865 code for a protein of 171 amino acids. The transcript has 2 exons. NCBI's taxonomy places the organism in Eukaryota, Fungi, Ascomycota, Sordariomycetes, Sordariales, Chaetomiaceae.
AAAGACCGGGCACGAAUUUCACCGCGUUUUGCAUGAACCGGCACGGGCUCCAACUUCAGCUGAAGGUUCACGGGAUCAGCAUAGACUAAUGAUCGGUUUGGAUGUGAUGGUAUGCCGAUCCUCUGCUUCAGGGAUGGACGACAGGCAUACUGCAGUCGAGUCUCGGUCGAUUGUGUCUCGGCGACGGGGACGACCUGAAAGCCAAACAAGAGGGAGAGAGAUGUCUGAACCUCAGCUAGUUAUAUAACAACUGGCCAGUUGCCCGUUCCUCGUUCCUCAAUUUUCUUCCACCACCUCAACUUCCACUGGUUCAACCCGGAAGCCAAAAUCCACCCGGCCUCUUUCGACCAUGCAGCUUUCUGCUUUCCUAUCAGCCACGGCGCUCUUUGCGCAGGCGGCCUCUGGUUUCUACCUCAACUCACCGAACGCCCCUGGCGACGCCCGGGUGAGCGGCGGCCGCAGUAACGGAGUCGGGUUUCUGUCACCAGAGCUCUCGGGCGGUCCUCUCGCAGACAUCAAAAUAGACACCGACAAGGACAUUGGAAAGAGCGGCUACAUGUUCCAAUACCAAGGCCUUGGAUCGCCUCUAUACCGUACAAGCUCGUAUAGGUUGGUUUCGACGGAGCGCCUCUCUAUCGGCUCGGACGACAUUACACGCCCAUUUGCCAUCGAGGAUGGCAACUUCGUCUAUAAAGGGGAAGGAGAGCACAAUACGUGGCACCUUUAUUACGGCGGCUACGACCGCUGGGAUAUUUAUCUUGCAACCGCCAGCCUAGAGGGGGUAAUUUACGACCAACAUCCCCACCACAGACUGAAUGUCACGCUCUCCACUCGCCCAAGUUCGAAUGACACCCUAGGUAGAUAGAUAUGACAUGUCUUGGUGUUUCCGAGGACUUGUGCGUGUAAUACAACCAUCAUCUUGUGUGGUUCGCUGUCUAGUAUAGUAUUUAUGUGCCUAGGUUGUGACGCCGUCCGCUUGCGAGAUGUAUCGUCUAGCGCUUGCACUCCUUCCAGGUUGUUCUCU